AUGGAGACCUUGAAACAAGUGCUAGGGCCAGAGCAUCCUUCUACUCUGACCAGCAUGGACAACCUUGCAUCAACAUACUGGAACCAAGGACGAUGGAGGGAAGCAGAGGAGCUACAGAUACAGGUUGUGGAGACAUCAAAACAGGUACUGGGGCUAGAACAUCCCUCUACUCUGACCAGCAUGGAUAACCUUGCCUUAACAAACCGGAAUCAAGGGCAAUGGAAGGAAGCAGAAGAAUUGCAAGUGCAAGUACUGGAGAUACGCAAACAGGUGCUGGGCCAGGACCACCCAGACACUUUGAAGAGUAUGGAUAGCUUGGCAUCCACAGUUCUACGCCAGGGACGGGUUGAUGAGGCAGAAAAGCUGCUGGUACAUGUGGUAGAUGCUCAAGAGCAGGUGCUGGGCCCAGCACACCCGGGCACUCUAGCGAGCAAGGGUGAGCUAGCAUCCGCGUAUAUGCGCCAGGGACGGCUUGAUGAGGCAGAAAGGAUGUUGAUACAUGUAUCAGAGGCGCGUAAGCGAGCGAGCGGACCUGAUCACUCUCAAAUGCAAACCCCUCCAGCCGGAGCAGCAUCUAUGUCUGAAAACCAGGAAUCGUCAACGCGACAGGCAGAGUCUACCUUUGGAGGUACGACUCUGGUGGAGACUCAAGAUGAACUUACGCUUGAAAUAGAGCUAUCACUUCCGUUGGAUCAACGCGCCUCAGAUGCAAUUGAAGAUGAAGACUGCAUAUCCGUGGAAUCAAAUGACGAUGAUAUCGCCUCGCAAACUGCGACGAAAAGAACCGAGCCAGAGAUCUUAGCUGCCCGAUAUUUCGGAUUAUUUUUGGCAGUUAGAAGAGUUACGCCCAUUGCAUGA
Molecule: messenger RNA, 858 nt
Organism: Aspergillus thermomutatus
Lineage: Eukaryota; Fungi; Ascomycota; Eurotiomycetes; Eurotiales; Aspergillaceae
Exons: 1
Coding region: 1-858 (285 amino acids)
Cellular component (GO): kinesin complex
Molecular function (GO): protein binding
Source: RefSeq, a predicted model, not a curated record